CCACGCAGCGCCCAAGAUGAGCUGGUCAGGAUUCAAAAAGUCCAUCAACCGCGCCGGGACGGGGAUAAUGAUGAAGACGGGCCAGGUGGAACGCACGGUAGACAAUGAGUUUGCAGACGAGGAAGCCAAGUAUCGUCAGCUGGAGAAGGAAUGUCAAACAUUGCAAAAGGAGGCAAAGGCCUACCUCGACUCAAUGAGGAGCCUCGCCUCCUCCCAAGCCCGAAUGGCAGAAGCCAUCGAUGGCAUGUUCACAGACUCGUCCGACGCAGCCAUGGCCGCUGGCGCUUAUCGUCGUGCAGUCGAGGAGCUGGACACAAAGACGGCCCGCGAACUCGAUGCGCCUUACCGGGCUACUGUCCUCGAGCCCGUAGGGAAGCUGUGCAGCUAUUUCCCGGAGAUCAACAAGAAUAUCGAAAAGAGAAAUAAGAAGCUCCUCGACUACGACGCCGCCCGCAGCAAGCAUCGCAAGCUAAUCGACAAGCCCUCGGACGACCCUGCUAAGCUCCCCCGCGCCGAAAAGGAGCUCAAUGACGCGCAGCUCCUCUUCGAGACGCUCAACACGCAGUGCCUCGAGGACCUGCCUCAACUCGUCGAUCUCCGCAUCCCUUACCUUGACCCAAGCUUCGAAGCCAUGGUACGGAUGCAGGCCAAAUUCUCUGAAGAGGGUUACGAGAAGAUGGGUGGAGUGCAACGAUUCUUUGCUGAGGGGGUGCGAGAGGAGUAUGCGGAUGGAGGGCUGGAUGCGCAGGUUGAAGGGGUUCUGGCGGAGAUGCGGGAGAUGAGUAUUUGUGGGUUGGCAGCGUAGCCCGCGACGGGAGAAUGCGAUUCUUCUUUUUUGAUAUCA
Molecule: messenger RNA, 844 nt
Organism: Jaminaea rosea
Lineage: Eukaryota; Fungi; Basidiomycota; Exobasidiomycetes; Microstromatales
Product: BAR-domain-containing protein
Exons: 4
Coding region: 17-805 (262 amino acids)
Biological process (GO): endocytosis; plasma membrane tubulation; actin cortical patch localization
Cellular component (GO): Rvs161p-Rvs167p complex; medial cortex; mating projection tip
Molecular function (GO): protein binding; lipid binding
Source: RefSeq, a predicted model, not a curated record